Phytophthora nicotianae INRA-310 is the source of this 1916-nucleotide messenger RNA. RefSeq lists its product as hypothetical. The transcript has 2 exons. Gene Ontology annotation, cellular component: cytoplasm. The coding region runs from base 15 to 1436 and encodes 473 amino acids. The record is from RefSeq and is a predicted model, not a curated record. Gene Ontology annotation, biological process: mitochondrion distribution. NCBI's taxonomy places the organism in Eukaryota, Oomycota, Peronosporomycetes, Peronosporales, Peronosporaceae.
CACAUCGUCUUGUGAUGGAGGACGAGACGCUUCGCCUGCAGUUCGGCACGGCCGCCACGACGAUCGGCACGCAGUGGCUGGCGUUGCAACAAGCCAAUGGAGCUGCCAAGACGCCACACGUACUGGCCUUCGAAGCCAAAGGGCGCGUUAGGAGACAGAUCCGAAUUACGCCAAAGCAACAGGAAGAUUCUGCACUAUGGGGUGGCAAUGUGCAAGUGUACGACCAAUCGGGGGCGGAACCAGUGAGUGAAUCAAGCAACGAUGGACUGUGGACCUGGGGCAAACUCAAUGAGCACAACCUUGUGGAGGUGGAUGAAUUCCGUCCACACAUGCCGUUGCACAAUUUCUAUGAAGGUCACGCCGUUUCUAACGGAGGAAACAUCGGCAACGUGACGUUGGAAAAUGCAGAAGAUCGAGUGCGAACUGUAUUGGAAGCGUGUGACCAGUUGAGGCUGGUGCAAGGUCUUGUGGAUAUGGACUCGUCAUGGGGAGGACUGGCUCAUGAGAUGAUGACAUACGUCGCUGAGGAGUGUCCAGGUGCAGUGAUCAUGGUAGUUGGCAACGACUGGAGCUAUCCGAUGGCUACCGACGACCAAGACGCCGUGUUCCGUGCUGAGCAAAACGUCCGAGAUCGCUCGAAAAUUGAGGGCAGGAAGCGAAUCAACGUGGCCUCAUCCAUGGCGCUGCUGUCUGAAGUUUCACAUUUGCUUGUGCCGGUCGCGAUGUCUUCGGGUUCAUUGCCAGGCUCAAGGUUCCCCCAACUUGCUCUAAACCGGUCGAGCUGUGGUGAUGUAGGGACAAUUGUUGCCACUGCAUUGGAGCUCGCGUUGUCAGCAUAUCGAGGACGACCUGCCUAUGAAAUAUUGGAGGGAUUUCAAUUCAAUAUGAAGGUCGCCGAGCUGGCUGCAACGUUCCCAUACGCUUCGGAUCCAACGCUUUUGUUGCAACACAUUAGCAAAAGCGUUAGUGAGGAAGUUGGCCGCAACAACCUGACAGAAGACCCGUUCCAGAACUACUCGUUGCUUCCUGCCAUCCAACAAACUACCAGUGGUCUCAACGAAAGUUACAGCAACAAGACAUCCUACCGACGUCUGCACUUCCGCGGAUCUUUCAGUUGCAACUCGUCAAUGCGUUCCGCCUUGGAUUCUUUUCCGGUAUCGCCCCGUGACGUCGCACUGUGCUGGUCUGAUACGUCUCCUCUUAAACUACCAGAAACGUACCGCAUCCGUGCACUGCAGAGCUCGUCUGUUGAUGGCAUUUCUCAAUUAGCGUUGUCAAGUCGGACUGGUGAAUACUUGUCAAACCUGGCACAACGCGCUGCAAAAAGCGACAAGCGCACACUGUACGAGUUCACACGUGCUGGGAUGAGCCCCGACGCGCCGGAAGAGCUGGCAUCCGCGUUGGCAGUCAUGGGCGACGCCUACUUGACUCAGUAGAAUGAAAACUGGUACCUUAGAAUGCUUUCUCCCAAGUUGAAGUGGUUCUCGGCCAAUCGAUAAGUUCAGCACCAGAAACCGGCAAACGCGUACUCAGUGUAGUGUGCCCUUAUCAGAAAGCAACAACCCAUCCAGCCACAAGCGAAAGCGAGACACUCAUUGCCAACCAGCGAAAUGAAUCAGAUGAUCGGCGGUGCCGUGCGUACAGAUUCAAGGCGAGGCGAAGGCACUGUGCCCUAUAAUACUCGCCACGGCGUCAAGGAGAAUUCGUGGACUGAGGUGGAGUGAAAAGAACUUGAUCACGCCGUAAUAAAUAAUAUUUCGGUUGGAGUCUUGCCUUGCACGAAAAAUCUCCAAGAUUUAACCAGCAAUGAUACAUGACAUGCAUUGUGCUUUGCAUUCAGUUUGCUCAGCUAAUUAGUGUUAAAUCAUGGACGGUUUUUGUUUGGGAGUUGCUCAAAUCGUGUUUUCAGCACUUUU